Molecule: messenger RNA, 1041 nt
Organism: Puma concolor (puma)
Lineage: Eukaryota; Metazoa; Chordata; Mammalia; Carnivora; Felidae
Source: RefSeq, a predicted model, not a curated record
AUGGCCCGGCCUGGGCAGCGUUGGCUCGGCAAGUGGCUUGUGGCGAUGGUCGUGUUGGCACUGUGCCGGCUUGCCACGCCGUUGGCCAAGAACCUGGAGCCCGUGUCCUGGAGCUCCCUCAACCCCAAAUUCCUGAGUGGGAAGGGCCUGGUGAUCUACCCAAAGAUUGGAGACAAGCUGGACAUCAUCUGCCCCCGAGCAGAAGCAGGGCGGCCCUAUGAGUACUACAAGCUGUACCUGGUGCGGCCUGAGCAGGCAGCUGCUUGCAGCACUGUGCUUGACCCCAACGUGCUGGUCACCUGCAAUAGGCCAGAGCAGGAAAUCCGCUUCACCAUUAAGUUCCAGGAGUUCAGCCCCAACUACAUGGGCCUGGAGUUUAAGAAGCACCAUGAUUACUACAUUACCUCUACAUCCAAUGGGAGUUUGGAGGGACUGGAAAACCGGGAGGGAGGUGUGUGCCGUACACGCACCAUGAAGAUCGUCAUGAAGGUUGGGCAAGACCCCAAUGCUGUGACACCUGAGCAGCUGACCACCAGCCGGCCGAGCAAGGAGGCAGAUAACACUAUCAAGAUGGCCACACAGGCCCCCAGUGGUCGGGGCUCCCUGGGUGACUCUGAUGGCAAGCAUGAGACUGUGAACCAGGAAGAGAAGAGUGGCCCAGGUGCGAGUGGAGGUGGCAGUGGAGACCCUGACAGCUUCUUCAACUCCAAGGUGGCAUUGUUUGCGGCCGUUGGUGCUGGUUGCGUCAUCUUCCUGCUCAUCAUCAUCUUCCUGACAGUUCUGCUACUAAAGCUGCGCAAGCGGCAUCGCAAGCACACCCAACAGCGGGCACCCGCCCUCUCACUCAGUACCCUGGCCAGUCCCAAGGGGGGCAGUGGCACGGCGGGCACCGAGCCCAGCGACAUCAUCAUCCCCUUACGGACUACAGAGAACAACUACUGCCCCCACUAUGAGAAGGUGAGUGGGGACUACGGGCACCCCGUCUACAUCGUCCAGGAGAUGCCACCCCAGAGCCCAGCGAACAUCUACUACAAGGUCUGA